UUUCUAAUAUUUUUGAAGUAACAUUGACUAAUGCAGUAAAGUAGAGGGCACUAAAUGAGAUACGCAUUCAAGAUGGCGAUAUAUUCACUUCCCUUUUCUUUCUGAAUCGACGGCCAUCAUGCCUCCGAAAAAGGAUACUAAGGGGUCUUCAAAGCAGCCACAAAAAACACAAAAGAAAAAAGAAGGUGGAUCUGGUGGCAAAGCCAAGAAGAAGAAGUGGUCCAAAGGAAAAGUACGUGAUAAGUUAAACAAUCAGGUGUUGUUCGACAAAGGCACAUAUGAAAAACUACUCAAGGAAGUGCCACAAUACAAAUUGAUCACACCCUCCAUUGUUAGUGAAAGGUUAAAAAUUCGUGGUUCACUUGCUAGGAGAGCACUGAUUGAAUUGCAACAAAAAGGACUUAUUAAGCAAGUUGUACAGCAUCAUGCACAACUUAUUUACACACGUACCACUAAAGGUGAUGAUCCGGCUGCGUAAUUCGUUUUUACGCAAUGUAUAAUAACGUUUAAUAAAAAUUCUUAAUAAACCCAAA
Bombus huntii is the source of this 533-nucleotide messenger RNA. It is a transcript of the gene RpS25, whose product is annotated as 40S ribosomal protein S25. The record is from RefSeq and is a predicted model, not a curated record. The transcript is spliced from 3 exons. Gene Ontology annotation, molecular function: structural constituent of ribosome. Gene Ontology annotation, cellular component: cytosolic small ribosomal subunit. The coding region runs from base 119 to 478 and encodes 119 amino acids. Lineage: Eukaryota; Metazoa; Arthropoda; Insecta; Hymenoptera; Apidae.